AUGAUGAACGAGGAAGAUCUAAGGUCCGAAUUAAAAGCAGAAUUCGCAGGCAUAGAUGAAGAGGCAUUAUUGAAAUGUAUUUCGAUGUGUCGGACCUACAAUAUCACUCCAGAAAAUCUGAGAUAUAAGUGGGAAGCCUUCUCAUUUAACUCUUCCAUUAAGGAUACACCUAUCACAUUUUUUACUGCUGAUUCGGCGAGCAGCCUUCAACAAAUGCUUCAGCGAGAGGUUGCAAAUGUGGGACAACAGAAAGCUGCCGUCUCCAAACCCGGCGUUGCAAAGAAACUCAGACAGCCUGCGACUGGGAGUGUGGCGGGGUAUUCAACCCCUAUGCAAUCGCGAAGGAGACAAGGAGGGGUCAAAAUCGAGCCUAACACACCUUCACUCCACGCCCGUGCUCGAGCCCCCGCUGGGCCGCCAGCGAAUUACAGGCCACCACAAAAUGCCGACUCAUAUAAUUAUCGCUACAUGUACGAGAAAAUACAUGACCGCGCUGCAAUCUUGGAUGAUCAGCUCGACGAGAUGGCCGAAACAGUGAGGAAGCAUUAUCAGUUACAAGAGCUUGGGGACCCCAGCAUCGUAACACAGGAUGAAGUAGUCGUGGUUGGCAGAAUUGUCAGUGAUAGCGAAACCAAGAUCAGCGAAAGUUCCAUAUUCAUAGAGUCUUCAAGAAUGAUGGGAAUGGGUGCUCGAACCCCGCUUGAAUUCGAUGCAAAUGUAAAGAUCCGUUGUGCAUCAGAUCGAGGGACAGGUUCAACAGGAAUAGGCUUGUUCCCAGGAAUGAUCGUGGCCUUAAAGGGUAAAAACGGCUCAGGGGAAAGUUUUGUUGUUUCAGAAUUCCUGCGAAUACCACCUCUUUUGCCAAGCCUCAAAUCAGACAUAGAUUCAUCCUUAAAGGUGGUUAUUGCUUGCGGGCCUUAUAGCUUCGAUUCGGAUUUGGAAUACAAGCCGUUUGCUACGUUGGUCGAUAAUGUCCUUACCGAACGACCACAGUUGCUCGUAUUAAUCGGCCCGUUUGUGGAUUCAAAUCACUCGUUGGUUAAGACAGGUCAAGUUGACGAUACUCCCGUUGAUAUAUUUCGGUACAAAAUCGCAAAUCAUCUUGUCCAGCUAGAAAAUGAGAUCCCAGAGCUUCUUGUGGUCAUCGUACCUAGCCCUCGGGAUCUGAUUAACCAUCAUGUUGUCUUUCCUCAAGCACCCAUCGAACGUAUCCCUCAACUUGGGCUACCCAAACGUUCCCAACUAAUACCAAACCCAAGCAUUUUUUCGGUCAAUGGUAUUAGAAUUGGUGUAACAUCCAUUGACGUUUUGUUUCAUAUCCGCAAGGAUGAGUUUUUCAAGCAUGCCCCAGAAGUAUCGGAUGAGCCUGGUGGUCAGGCGGCAGACGCAAUGACAAUGCUCUGUCGGCAAAUUCUUGAACAGCAAAGCUUCUAUCCCCUAUUUCCGGUGCCCAAAGAGUUACAAGAGGAUGUAAAUCUGAGCAUCACCCAUUCCAGCCUCCUCAAGAUGGAUGGGUUCGCUCCAGAUCUUUUGAUUCUUCCAAGUAGACUAAAGGAGUUCCAGAAGGUUGUUGACUCGACAACCGUGGUCAACCCUGCAUUGGCAGCCAAAUUCAGUUCCGCUGGGACUGCCGUCUGCUUGAAUAUUAGUCGGAGCCCCGGAGAGAGUCUUCAAUCCAGCAUGAAAACAAUCAAGCUGGGAACAUAG
Rhizoctonia solani is the source of this 1707-nucleotide messenger RNA. Its product is annotated as DNA polymerase alpha/epsilon subunit B. Lineage: Eukaryota; Fungi; Basidiomycota; Agaricomycetes; Cantharellales; Ceratobasidiaceae. The record is from RefSeq and is a predicted model, not a curated record. The transcript has 10 exons. Bases 1 to 1707 code for a protein of 568 amino acids. Gene Ontology annotation, cellular component: alpha DNA polymerase:primase complex. Gene Ontology annotation, biological process: DNA replication; DNA replication initiation. Gene Ontology annotation, molecular function: DNA binding.